UCCUCCACUGAACCCUCAUCUCCAUUCCCACCCUGCUGACUUAUCUCUUGGCCGCGGAGGCUACAUUGGCUGGCGAGCGACCAGGAGAGCGGAGCGAGCGCUAGCGGAGGUCGUGCGCCGGCGACGUCAUCGUCCGGAGGGCGGAGGUUGGUGCGCCAUCACUUAUUGAUGAUCCAGAGUUACUACAACUUGGGGAGGUGGAACUUCAAUUUUGUACAAGAUCCCUGGCGAUGAGGUUCCUAUCAUCCGUGGAUAUGCCUUGUCAUCCAUGGAUGGCCAUGGUUAUCCUCCCCUUCCUCCUCCUGCUCCUCAUGCCUCUCGCCUCUGCCGAAACUUGGCCAUUUUGUGGCGACAGCGGUGACUACGAAUUAAAUAGCACCUAUGAAGCCAACCUCCUGCUCCUCUCAUCCACCCUCCCGAACAAGGCAGCAUCCAGCACCACCCUAUUCGCUACCGACACCGUUGGCAAUGGUCCGAACACAAUCUUCGCCCUCGCUCUCUGCCGCGGGGACUACAACGCCUCUGCUUGCGAGGGAUGCUUGGUUAACGCCUUCCAGGAUGGACAGGAGCACUGCCCGAACACUAAGGACGUCACCGUGUACUACAAUGGCAAUCCCUGCAUGCUCAGGUUUUCCAACCAGAAAUUUCUCGCCACCACCGUCAAUGACAAAAUACUUGUCAUUGCGAACAUUGAGAUGCCGCUUAACACCUCGACAAGAGCUGACUCCUUCAGGCUCUUGUUGGUCACACUUCUGAACAACACGGCUCAAUCGGCCGCGAACAGCUCGAGGAGGUUCACCACUUCGCGCUUAGACGUCAGCUCCUUCCCGACGCUUUACUGCCUUAUGCAGUGCACGCCCGACCUGACCGCCGAUGACUGUGCAGCCUGUUUCCAGCCUUACUCCCAGUUAACGCUCAGGUACAUAGACAGUAGGCAAGGUGGUCAAGUUCUGGGGACACGGUGUAGCAUGAGGUACGAGAUAUACCCAUUCUUCCAAGGGGAGCCCAUGCUGCGUACUAUCAACUUGGUAUCUGAACUUCCGGCGAUCAACAACACAAUGCCGCCAGUUACAGUGUACCCGCAGUUGCCGGCUGCGCAAGCCACCAUCCAAGAACACCAAGGACGCAACUCAAACUGGAAGGCGCCGUGGAUUAUUGCUGUUGCAGCUCCAUUACUAUCAAUAUUUCUGUGCUUUAUCUGUUGUAUUGUAUGGAUGACAAGACGAAGAAAAGCUGCCAAGAAUAGGCCGGAAGAAGACACAUUGGUUUGGAGAUUGGAAGAUAAGAGUUCAGAGUUCACUCUCUUUGAAUUUUCUGAGAUACUGCAUGCUACGCGCAACUUCUCCAAAGAAAACCUACUCGGGCAAGGUGGUUUUGGUCCUGUCUACAAGGGCCAAUUAUCAGAUGGAAUAGAAAUUGCAGUUAAAAGGCUUGCCUCACAUUCAAGACAGGGUUUCACAGAAUUCAAAAAUGAAGUUGAACUUAUUGCAAAACUACAACACAGUAAUCUGGUCAAGCUCAUGGGUUGCUGCAUUCAGGGAGAGGAAAAACUUUUGGUGUACGAAUAUUUGCCAAAUAAGAGCUUGGACUUCUUUAUCUUUGAUGUUAGCAGAACAACUUUGGUUGUUUGGAAUAAAAGAUGUGUGAUAAUCGAAGGGAUAGCCCAAGGUCUACUGUAUCUCCACAAGCACUCUCGGUUGCGCAUCAUACACAGAGACCUUAAGGCCAGCAAUAUUCUCUUGGACCAGGACAUGAAUCCUAAAAUUUCUGAUUUUGGGCUAGCUAAAAUUUUCAGCUCCAAUGAUACUCAAGGAAGCACAAAGAGGGUGGUGGGAACAUAUGGCUAUAUGGCUCCGGAGUAUGCAUCUGAAGGCAUUUACUCGAUCAAAUCUGAUGUGUUCAGCUUUGGUGUCUUACUUCUCGAGAUACUUAGCGGACAAAGGAAUUCUGGUUUCCAUCAGCAUGAAGACUUUCUUAACCUCCUUGGAUAUUCAUGGCAGCUCUGGGAAGGAGGAAGAUUUCUUGAGCUUGUAGAAGCAUCAAUUGCUAAGGAGAUCCAUGCAGCGGAGGCUAGGAGGUACAUUAACAUUGCACUAAUGUGCGUACAAGAGCAUGCAGAUGAUCGGCCGACCAUGUCAAAUGUCGUUGCGAUGUUAAACAGCGAGGGUGUUAUUCUUCCAGAGCCUAAGCAUCCGGCAUACUUCAACCUAAGGGUAUCUAAGGAAGAUGAAUCGGGUAGUGUUCUGUACAGUCAUAAUGAUGUAACUAUCUGCAGUAAUAAUGACGUAACCAUCACCGAGGAGCCAGAUGGCAGAUAGUUGGUCACUUUGCUUCAGACCUUCAGUUGUUAAUGGAAGUGCUAGCAAUCAGACAGCUGGCAGGCAUACCAGGUUGGUCAAGUAAAGUAGAGCGGACCAAGUAAGCCUAUCAUGUUUUGGUUCUGAUGAAGGAUUGCGACCGGCGUACCUCUGUAGCGCUUGUUCGGUUCCUGCCGUGAAGGAAGCUCUGCUGGUGUCCGUAGGCUAUAUUGAUAUGCAGGUUAAUACUGUAUUUAGCUUUUGUGCAUCGCACCAUCAUUUUCCACUGGUGGCUGCUGCUGUAGACUUUAAAGGAGGACUUGAAAUCCAAAGGAUUUCAAUCUGAAAGUAGCUGCAUUAACUGAAUCGUGCUGGGCGAAGUAUGUGUUGCAUCUAUGUGCGCCUUUCAUGUUUUCCUCUAGGUUAAUUCCAUUGUGUUCUAGGGUUGUAGCAGUUCCAUAAUGUUACAAAAAGAAGCAUUUUUUGUAGAGUUGUCACGAUAAUACCAACAUUGACGGUGGAUAAAUUCAUUGACCGUACUACUCAUUGCUGCUAAGAACAGGAGUUCUUGAUUUACAGUUUCAAGCAAAAUUUAUUUGGAAAACACCCUUCCAGGA
Triticum urartu is the source of this 2914-nucleotide messenger RNA. Lineage: Eukaryota; Viridiplantae; Streptophyta; Magnoliopsida; Poales; Poaceae. The record is from RefSeq and is a predicted model, not a curated record.